Molecule: messenger RNA, 540 nt
Organism: Capronia epimyces CBS 606.96
Lineage: Eukaryota; Fungi; Ascomycota; Eurotiomycetes; Chaetothyriales; Herpotrichiellaceae
Exons: 3
Coding region: 1-540 (179 amino acids)
Cellular component (GO): nucleus
Source: RefSeq, a predicted model, not a curated record
AUGGCUCGAUCUCUCAGCAAAGUCCAGAAGCAAAUAUCCAAAAAGCGGGGAGGGCGGCCAAAUAGUCUCCAUGAGAACAGUCGAGAUGCAAGAAAACUCCGGACAGCGGCAGCCAGAGAGGAGAAAGUAUCCCGGUUAAUGGAUGCUGCUGUGCGAGCAAACCAGGUCUAUGUGGACAGAGUGGCAUGGUUCAAAUCAGCGCUCCAAGGCUCGGCUGGAUCCUUGUCCGACGAAGAAAUGCUUGUGCUGACACAAAGCUUCAUCGACCGGGAGGACGAACAAUUAGCUGAAGCAAAGGCAGAGAGAAGACCGGGCAGACCACCCACGAAGCUCGAGGAGCAGAUCACACUGCGAAAAGACGCCGAAGAUCGUGAAUUCCGCGCCGGCUUCUGGAUUCCAGAACUUAGAAAUGAGGAGAGUCGAGCUAAAGUCGAACGAUGGGCUGGAGAAUGGGGAGGUUUGAAUACACUGGAUUUUGUCCGCGUUGUGAAAUCCGGUUCUAUCAAACCCUCAACCUUUCCGCCCAAAGGACUUUCUUGA